Ustilaginoidea virens is the source of this 1497-nucleotide messenger RNA. RefSeq lists its product as uncharacterized. The coding region runs from base 1 to 1497 and encodes 498 amino acids. NCBI's taxonomy places the organism in Eukaryota, Fungi, Ascomycota, Sordariomycetes, Hypocreales, Clavicipitaceae. The transcript has a single exon. The record is from RefSeq and is a predicted model, not a curated record. Gene Ontology annotation, molecular function: hydrolase activity, hydrolyzing O-glycosyl compounds. Gene Ontology annotation, biological process: carbohydrate metabolic process.
AUGAAGCCGUCGCUGCGUCUCGUCGGGCGUCUUGCGCUCCUCCUUUUCCGCCUCGUCGACGCGCACAACCGCCCCGACUUUGCCACCUCGGAAGCUGGCAACCCCUUUGUCGACGGCUUCUACGCCGACCCGGACAACGAGUUCUACAACAAUCAGUACUGGGUCUAUCCGACCUCGUCCCUCCCCUACGACCAGCAGACGUACCUCGACGCUUUUUCCUCGCCCGACCUCGUCCACUGGACCAGGCACGCCGACGUGCUCGUCGCGUCCGACUUUGCAUGGGCCCGCCGCGCGGUCUGGGCGCCCGCCCCCGUCUCCCGCCACGGCAAGUACUACCUCUACUUUGGGGCCAACGACAUCCAGUCCGACUCGGAGCUGGGCGGCAUCGGGGUCGGCAUCGCGGACCGUCCGGAGGGCCCGUACCGCGAUGCGCUCGGUAAGCCCCUCAUAGGGCAGUACCACCACGGCGCGCAGCCCAUCGACCAGGACGUCUUUAUCGACGACGACGACGGCCAGGCCUACAUCUACUACGGGGGUCACGGGCACGCCAACGUGGCCAAGCUGAACCCCGACAUGGUCAGCCUAGGCAGCUUUGACGACGGCGCCACGUAUAAGGAGAUUACGCCGGACAACUACGUCGAGGGCCCGCAGAUGGUGAAGCGCAACGGCACCUACUACCUGUUUUGGAGCGAGGGCGGCUGGGGCGGCCCCGACUACGCCGUCUCGUACGCCAUGUCUGCCUCACCGACCGGGCCGUUUGCGCGUCUCGGCAAGAUCCUGCAGCAGGACGGCGCCGUGGCAAGCGGCUGCGGGCACAACGGGGUGAUUCACGUGCCCGGAACGGACAUUUACUACAUAGUCUACCAUCGGCAUCCGCUGGGCCGCAACGUCGACGCCAACAACAGACACCUGGCGUACGACCGGCUGCAUUUCAACGAAGACGGCACCAUCCAGCCGGUCCGGAUGCUGGUCCACGACAACUUUGACGACGGCAACAUGAUUGGGUGGACUGUCUACGGCGGAACCUGGGACGCCAGCUCCACCGCUCUCAGGGCGAGCAACACCCCUAGCGGGAUAGCCAUGCUUAACACCAACUUUGGGGACUUGCUCUUUACGGCUGACGUGACGAUUCCGUCGCGCAACGACGGCUACGCGGUGCUGGUCUUUAGAGCGUCGAACCCCGGGGGGGCAGUGGCGGGGGCGGCCGCGUGCAGCGGGUACUACGCCGGCAUCAGCACCAGCGGGAAGCUCGUCUUGGGGAAAGCAUCGGGUGGCUCUUGGACGCGACUCGGGGCGGUCGCGGCGGACAUCCGCCCCGGGCAGCGGUAUCAGGUGAGGGUGGUGGCCAAGAAGAACGCAAUCAGCGCGUUUGCGGGGGACUCGACAAUGGCGCAGAUUCACAUUUCGGACGGGACGUACGAGAGCGGCAUGAACGGCCUAGGCGUGUACCAGACCGACGCGGCGUUUGACAACGUCAAGGUGGAGCAUUUCCAAUAG